CGGAAGUGACGUAGUGUACGUGACGCAGUGUGGACUCUCGCGAGACUCUAAGGCUAAACCUUGACGUGAGAGUAAGUGACUCUGCUGCUGCUGCUGCUAUCAUGCUGAAAGCGACCACAAAGCUAAACCUCAGGACGUUGUCAGGACUGAUCCGGAGGUUUCAGAGUACCCUGGUGGUUGCAGAGCACAACAAUGACACCCUGACGCCCAUCACUCUCAGUGCUAUCACAGCAGCCAGCAAACUCGGUGGGGAGGUGUCAUGCCUCGUUGCUGGAACAAACUGCACUAAGGUGGCAGAGCAGCUUUCACAAGUUGAGGGACUGAAAAAGGUUCUGGUUGCACAGCAUGAUGUCUAUAAAGGAUUGUUACCAGAGGAGUUGACACCUCUCAUCUUGGCAACUCAGCAACAGUUCAAUUUUACCCACAUCUGUGCUGGAGCGUCUGCCUUUGGAAAGAAUCUUCUUCCCAGAGUGGCCUCCAAACUGGAUGUUGCACCGAUCUCCGACAUCAUCGAGAUCAAAUCCCCUGACACGUUUGUGAGGACAAUUUACGCAGGAAAUGCCCUUAGCACUGUCAAGUGUAAUGAAAAAGUCAAGGUCUUCACAGUGAGAGGGACUUCAUUCGAACCUGCUAAACAGGGAGGAAGUGCGACGUCAGAACAAGUGUCUCCUGCUGCUCCUGUUGGGAUCUCUGAGUGGGUGGAACAGAAUCUGACCAAGAGUGACCGACCUGAGCUCACCGGGGCCAAGGUUGUUGUGUCUGGGGGCAGAGGUCUGAAGAGUGGUGAGAACUUCAAGCUGCUGUAUGACCUGGCCGACAAGUUAAACGCUGCUGUUGGUGCCUCCAGAGCUGCAGUAGAUGCUGGAUAUGUCCCCAAUGACUUGCAGGUUGGACAGACAGGAAAGAUUGUAGCUCCUGAGCUGUACAUUGCAGUUGGAAUUUCUGGAGCUAUUCAGCAUCUUGCUGGAAUGAAGGACAGUAAGACUAUUGUUGCGAUCAACAAGGAUCCUGAGGCCCCCAUCUUCCAGGUUGCUGAUUUCGGCCUGGUUGCUGACUUAUUCAAGGCUGUUCCUGAGAUGACCGAGAUUCUGAAAAAGUGAAAUUCAUUAUUCAUCUUUUAACUGAAACAUACUCAGGAGCCUUGACUGUAACCGUGCAGGACACACGCCUAAGGAUACGUCAUUCCUCCUGCAUUCUUCUGUCCUGAUGCACACACCCGGCCUUUCUUUUUUUUUUUUGGUAAAGUUUUCAGGAGUCUACAUGUCAUGUUACUUUAUUUAAUAGAAUCAUAAUGUUGUCAGUAUAUUAAUGAUGUCUGAUCUAAUACGUCAGUGUGUAACAGCAGCACAAACAAUCCUUAUUGAGUAAUAAAUAUCAACUCUCAUCA
Molecule: messenger RNA, 1387 nt
Organism: Tachysurus fulvidraco (yellow catfish)
Lineage: Eukaryota; Metazoa; Chordata; Actinopteri; Siluriformes; Bagridae
Gene: etfa
Product: electron transfer flavoprotein subunit alpha
Exons: 12
Coding region: 102-1100 (332 amino acids)
Cellular component (GO): mitochondrion
Molecular function (GO): electron transfer activity; flavin adenine dinucleotide binding
Source: RefSeq, a predicted model, not a curated record